Messenger RNA from Beta vulgaris subsp. vulgaris (sugar beet), 5746 nucleotides. RefSeq lists its product as uncharacterized. Gene Ontology annotation, molecular function: RNA-DNA hybrid ribonuclease activity; nucleic acid binding. The transcript has 2 exons. The record is from RefSeq and is a predicted model, not a curated record. Lineage: Eukaryota; Viridiplantae; Streptophyta; Magnoliopsida; Caryophyllales; Amaranthaceae. The coding region runs from base 2373 to 3227 and encodes 284 amino acids.
AUUGGCGAAGCCACCCUUAUAGCCGUUCAAACCAGGUAAACAAUGUUACAGACGUUGUCGAAACUGCAGGUAACAGCGCGAGGACGGAGUCGCCAACCUUCCCUGCUCUAGACUCCUACGGAUUUUCCGUCGAUGUCGGAGGUGUCGUGAAUGCUUUAUCCAAAAUCGGAGCACCAGUUCGUUGGCCAAAAAAGAGCGACCGACCGGAAGCGCAAAAAGAUGAAACAAAGUGGUGCCAGUUCCAUCAUGACCAUGGCCAUAAGACGGAGGCGUGCAUUGCGUUGCGACGAGAGGUCGCGUUCAUGCUUAAUAAGGGGCAUCUUAAAGACAUCUUGAGCGACAAAGGUAAAGCGUCCUUCGGUAGGAAUACCACGCAGUCCGACCCUCUUGCGUCUCCCACAUACGUAAAGGUAAUCAACGUUAUUUCUGGUGGAUCUGAUGUAUGUGGAGUAACGUAUUCCGCAGCCAAAAGGCUAGCAAGAGAGGGUACCCGCUCGUCCGCCGUUUAUAAAUCUUGCAGGUCAGCUGAGGAACGCAAGCUCGAAGCAAUGGCAAUAACCUUUGACGAUGACGAUGUCUGUGACGUGGAGCACCACGAUGGAUUAGUCAUAUCCCUGACUGUCAGCAACUGCUUGUUAAAGCGAGUGUUAGUCGAUGGAGGCAGCUCAGCCAACAUCAUAUUCAGAAGCGCCCUCGAAGGUAUGGGUUUGUGCGAUAAAGAUAUUACUAAAAAAUCUAUUGUUUUGGUAGGUUUCAGUGAAGAGGCUCAACAUACUGUCGGAGAGAUCACACUACCAACGCUAGCCAAAGGCGUCAACCUGCCAACCAGAUUCAACGUUGUGGACUGCCCGUCAGCGAAUAAUAUCAUUCUCGGCACUCCAUGGAUACACAAGAUGAAGGCCGUCCCUUCAACCUAUCAUCAAUCGCUGAAGUUUCUUACCAAGUGGGGCGUCCAAGAAAUAAAUGGCGAACAGAAGUCUGCAAGAGAAUGCUAUAGUUCGUCACUCAAACCCCCAAAAGCGAUUAUCUAGCAAUUAAAGGAUGGGUCAGCGCCCGACGCGCCCAGCGAGUAGGACGUGGAUGAAGUGAUGCUCGAUCCAUCCAUCCCCGAUCGCGUCGUUCGAAUCGGAGCGACAUUGUCGCAAGAAAUACGAGGUCAGUUAGUUGAUUUUUUGAAAACUAACCAAGAUUGUUUUGCUUGGUCCCAUGAAGAUAUGACAGGAAUCAGCCCCGACGUCAUUACGCAUAAGCUCAACGUCGACCCCGCUCACAAGCCUGUAAAACAGAAAAGACGCAAGUUCGCGCCUGAAAGGAAUGAAGUCAUCAAUGACGAGGUUCAGAAGCUGAUCGAUACCGGAAAGAUCCGCGAGGUAAAGUAUCCAGAUUGGUUAGCCAAUGUCGUGGUGGUCAGCAAAAAGAACGGGAAGUGAAGAGUAUGCAACGACUUCACGGAUUUAAACAAAGCAUGUCCCAAGGAUCCAUUCCCUCUCCCUCAUAUAGAUGCAAUGGUCGACGCGAUGGCAGGUCACGAGCUUUUAACGUUCAUGGACGCAUAUUCCGGGUACAACCAAAUAUUGAUGCAUCCGGACGACCAGGAAAAGACUGCAUUUGUUAUUGAUAAAGGUAUAUAUUGUUACAAGGUUAUGCCUUUCGGUUUGAAAAAUGCAGGUGCCACAUAUCAGCAACUGGUUAAUCAAAUGUUUAAAGAUCAACUGGGUGACACUAUGGAAGUGUACAUAGACGAUAUGCUCGUGAAAUCCAAGCGAGCAGACGAUCACAUUCAGCAUCUAUCGGAGGCUUUUGACGUCUUACGAAGGUAUGGCAUGACUGUAAAUCCUACUAAGUGCACCUUUGGAGUGUCCGCAGUAAAAUUUUUAGGGUACGUCGUGACGCAACGAGGAAUUGAAGCCAACCAAGAUCAAAUAAAAGCCAUCAUCAACAUUCUGUCCCCACGAAGCGUCAAGGAGGUGCAAAAGUUGACUGGUCGCGUGGCUGCGUUAAAUCGUUUCAUAUCCCGGUCAUCUGAGAAAUGCCACCUAUUUUAUGUCGUCUGGAGAAAGAAUAAGGGCUUCGAGUGGACGCAACAACACGAAGACGCGCUGCAAAAACUUAAAAGCUACUUAGCGUCGCCACCGUUAUUGUCAAAACCAAAUAUCGGGGAAACGUUGCAGCUCUAUCUCGCGGUAAGUAACGUGUCCGUCAGCAUUGUUCUGACGCGGGAAGCGGAGAGCCAGUAGCUACCAAUCUACUAUGUCAGUAAGUCUCUGCUAGACGCGGAGACCAGGUAUUCUUCAUUAGAAAAGCUCAUUUUAGCCAUAGUCGUAGCUGUUAAAAAGCUUUGGCACUAUUUCGAAACACAUACUGUUGUCGUUAUGACUAAUUAUCCUAUCAAGUCUGUCUUGCGACACCCAGAAUUGACAGGUCGCAUGAGCAAGUGGGCAAUAGCACUCAGCGCAUACGAUAUCCAGUUUCAUCCAAGGACCGUUGUCAAGUCACAAGCUUUGGCAGAUUUUGUGGCAGACUUUAGCCCAGAGCUAGAGAAGCUUGCAAACGACGAAGUCGCAAGGAUUAAUCAAGUGAACGACGACUCUUGGAUAUUGUUUGUUGAUGGGUCUUCUAAUUUUUGUGGUGCAGGUCUAGGCAUUGUGCUAAAGUCACCACAAGGGGGCAAGAAAGUACGAGCCAUUUGCUGUGAAUUUAGAGCGACGAAUAACAAAGCCGAGUACGAGGCGCUCAUAGCUGGAAUGACGUUAGCAGAGGAUAUGGGAGCAAAAGCAUUGAAAGUCUUCAGCGAUUCAUUGCUGAUAGUCAGCCAAGUCAAAGGCGAACUCGCAGCAAAAGACUCUAAAAUGGCCAUGUAUUUAGAAAUAGCUAAGAGUAAAAGUAAAGUGUUUAAUUCAUUUGACAUUUUGCACAUACCUAGGGACCAGAAUACACAAGCAGAUGCAUUGGCCAAUCUCGGAUCUUCUCUAAGGGACAUUUCGUUUACGUCCGUCCCUAUUGUUCAUUUGACAAGCCUUGCUACUGCUAGGAGCAUCGGGGACGCUGUCACGACGACGAUCGAACAGCUUCGAGACAAUCAUGAGGUCGCCAUUAACAUCGAUAAUAUCGCACCUGAGAGCGACCCUGACGCCGAGGAAGUAAGUGUCAGUUGGACAAAACCAUUUUAUGAUUUCCUUGCUAACGAUGUACUCCCAACAAAUAAGGUGGAAGCACGUAGAAUUUGAUUCAAGGCGUCGCGAUACGUACUCAUUCAAGGAGUACUGUUCAAAAAAUCUGUCGCGGGCCCCUACCUACGCUGUUUGGAGGAGGAACAGUGGGGGCAAGUCCUAAAGGACAUGCAUGAAGGCACUUGUGGAAAUCAUUCAGGAGGACGCAGCUUAUCCAACAGAAUAUUGUGCAUGGGCUAUUAUUGGCCAACAAUGAGGAAGGAUGCAAUAAGGUAUGUCGCCAAAUGCGAUAGUUGUCAACGACAUGUAGGUAUAACGCACAAACCCUGUGAACUUUUGCAUUCUACUCUAACACCUUGGCCUUUCAUGAAGUGGGGCAUGGACAUAGUUGGCAAAUUACCUCCAGCCCCAGGUCAGAAGGUCUUUAUGUUAACACUAACUGACUACUUUUCUAAGUGGAUUGAAGCAGGUUCUUUUCAAUAGGUACGCGAUAAGGAAGUGAUUUCCUCUAUAUACACUAACAUCAUUUGCAGAUUUGGCGUCCCGUCCGAGAUAGUAUGCGACAACGGGUCGCUGUUCAUCAGCAACGAGACAAGACGUUUCUGCGAUGAAUGGGGCAUAGCGUUGCUAACGUCAACACCAAGAUACCCGCAAGCCAAUGGACAGGCUGAGUCCAGUAACAAGACGAUCAUUGACUCUUUGAAGAAGCGACUCGCAGCCAAGAAAGGUAAAUGGGCGGAGGCGUUGCCUUCCAUCUUAUGGGCUAAUCGCACGACACCGCGCACCACGACUGGACAAACUCCGUUCUCACUAGUCUAUGGUUGUGAGGUUGUCCUGCCUUCGGAAGUGAGCGUCCCACUGCGAGAUAUAGCGUAGCGACGGAACGACAAAAUCGCGAUGAAUUGAUAAACGACCUAGAUACCAUUGAGGAGUUGCGCGACGCAGCGUUGGUACGCAUGGCGGCCCAGCAGCAAAUAGUAGCGAGGAGCUUCAACAAAAACGUCCAAGCCAAAUCCUUCGUCGAAGGAGACUGGGUCCUAAGGAAAGUAUUCCAGAACACACAAGAGGCUAACGCUGGUAAGCUAGGUCAGAAGUGGGAAGGACCAUAUCAAAUUAGUAAAGUGGUAGGCUACGGAGCCUACCAAUUGGUCCGACGUGACGGAAGCUCCGUGCCACGUAGCUGGAAUGCCACACACCUCAAACGAUACUACUUUUAAAGCUAAGUGAUAAGCUUUGUUUUCCCAGUCUAAAAAAUAAAUAAAACAAAAAAAAAAAGAAAAAGAAAAUGCAUAUAUAUAUAUAUAUAUAGAGAUAUAGAUAGAUGGUAAUGCUAUUAUAUCUGUGUCGCUAGUUGUUAGCGACCAUAGUGUUCUCUAACUAGGUAUUGUUGAGUUGCAGGCAAUUGUUCCCGUCCAACUUGUUAACGUCCCGACGAUUUUAACAAGACAUUAGGCAGAUUUGCAUUUUGCCACCAUGUAAAGUGUUUUGGUCCACCCUUGCCUCAGCCGACGUUAUGACAGGGGCACAGCCAUUUUAAAGUUAUAACUGCCGAUGACAUUUCGUCUAUCUCUCUAACGAACACAUUUUCGUUUCUCUCGUCUCUUUUCACACAAAUUGCCAUCAAACACUAAAACGUAGGGUUUCAAAACUCAACCUACUCCCGGGUCCCACCUGCCAUUGCUUCCCUACACCGACCGGUAACCUCUACACCAACUGGUCUCCACACACGGUGUCGGCUUCAACGCACUCGCAGUCCCGCACUCCCGUAGUGGCGCAUCUAGCAACCCCUUCCCUCUACUCUACUAGAUUGCAACUCUUGAAGAGUGUAGGUAACUCUUUUGUUUCCAUUUUCCAUUUUAUAUACUAAUGCUUGGAUUAAUUACAAAUUUAAUCAUUGGGAUGCUUUGAUUAAUUGAAAUUAUUAAAUUGCCAAGAGAUUAAUAAGAUGAAUUGGCUUAUUGAAGUUUAAUUUGGAUAUUGGAGUAAUAGUUAAUUGGUUAUUGAAGUUUAACUUGUUUAAUUUAAUUGGUUAACCAUAAUAGUGAUGCCAAGAAACACUAGUAGAAUAAAUGCUAUUUGCUGCGCUGAUAUUGCUGCGGUUUUACCAAUACGCAGCAAUAUAAUACGCAAAAAAUAUUAAAAAAUUGAAAAUGACAAUAUUGCUGCGGUUCCCGCCAAAAACCGCAACAAUAUCGUUCAACGGGUCAAUUUUGAAAAACAUGUGGGGCCCACAACAGCUAAUAUUGCUGCGGUUUCCGCGUAGGACCGCAUCAAUAUAUUAAAAAAAUACUUUUUUAAUAUAUUGUUGCGUUCCUACGUGGCAACCACAGCAAUAUUAUUAAAAAAAAUAUAAAAACGCGUGUUAGGUUUUUCCUUGUCAUUUUUUCAAUCCUCACAACCGUUUCCAUUCUCUCAACCUUCUCUCUCUCUCUCUCUCUCUCAACCUUCCAUUCUCUCAACCCUCAUUCUCUCAACCCUCUUUCUCCUGUCAACCUUCCAUUCUCUCAACCCUCUCUCUCUCUCAACCUCAGCAAUAUCAACGACUCUUUCUUCGUCGUCCUUCGAACGGAGCGACA